ACUGUAUUGGGCCUUCGACGCAGCAGCACCAGCCACUGGCUGCGCUCGGUGCCAAUCAAGGAGAUUACAAGUACGUCAUUGCGGGGCGUUUGGUGAUUGGUUGGCCGUCCUGCAUAAUCUCACCGCCGAGUAGCUCAGGUUUUGUUCACCAUGUUGGAUCAACUGCUCAUCUCAGUUGCCUUGUGACCAAUAGUUUUAUCAUGCCAGUGGCAACGAAGCGUCGUGGGCCCAAAGUGUCGAGGUGCAACCGGGUGGCUUCCUCUUCCUGAGCGGACAGCGGGGCUCACCGACACGGACACGGCAGGAAGGAAGGACUACUGUUUUGAUUUAGAGACAUGGACACCCAUUAGCUAGCUCCAAGCUGUCAGGUUCAGUACUACUGUCUUCUUCCAGGACAAUUCAACCCGCAUCUAAAGGAUUUAACUUUUUCCUCCGCAUUGUUAUAUAGUUUUCCUGGAUGUGUACUUAUGAACCGCAGGAGGACAUUGUGAAACACACUAAAGGCAAGGUUGUCGAUGGGGGAAAUAAGUUGCCUGCCAGCCGUCUGCGAGAAUUUCUCUUCUCAUUUUUUGAGUCAUGGUCGAAGCUUCGUCUCUCUGUCAAACUGAUGGGGGUUUCUGUGCAGGCGCUGCUGCUGGGAUCUGUAAUAUGUGAGUAAAGUGGACGGCCGAGGCCUGGGCCCGCUGUUGUAUUGUGGCCUGGGCUAGGAUACACCUCCUCUGCACCGGAUCAGCAGCGUUAAUUACGGCUCGGAGAUUACCCCUGUUUACGGAGUAGCGAUCUGGCCUGCGCACACAUCUGAAGGAGGAUUCAGUUUGGAAUAAUAAAUGCGAUUUCCAAGCCGUGUGGAGCCCCGGUGGUGGGAACAGCAUCGGCGCUGGACCACAGCGUGUGGAAAACUUGGACACUUUUAAAAGAUGAAUGCGCUGCUUCCCAUGUGACAUGCUUUAGAUCACGCUGUUCUAUCAAGACGGGGAAGCUGAGUUUCACCAGGAGGGAGGGGGGCGCACCUCUAUCAUGAGGGACAUCUAGGGCCACCGACUUUUUAAUUUAUUGAGGGGGGUGCGGGUUAUUUUCUGUUCUAUAUUUUGAUUUGUCAUUGUUAGUAGUGGCACUGUUAGGGCUGCACAGAUUCUUAGACUUGGGUAGUCAUUGCUGUACAUGCUCAUGAUAUGCUUUCCGUUAUUAGCCCCGGGCUACAGUAGCCUAAUGGUGUGCAAGCAAGAAAAUUAAUUUAGAGGAAGUGGGUCAGAUCCUUGUUGGCAUUAUGACAAGAGGCACGCCAGAAUGGUAUCUCACCCCAUAGAUUUGAAGUAACAGAUGUUGGAUCAUUUAAACCCCAAAUCUGUUCUCUAUAUGUUUUCUGUAAGUUUCAUUACUCGUAGUAUUGCAGCCUGGUAGCCAUUAUCACUUUUAGAAGCAGGUUCUGAAAAGAGGCAUUUCAGCACCAUUGAAUGGCUCUUUGCGGCACAACGGCUACAAAUGCUACAAAAAUGAUGGCUGCUUAUAACGGUGGCUCCUCAGCAGUGGCUGCCCAUCACCCGCAUCACCACCACCAGCUCCAGCACCUUCCGCCUCCCCACAUGCACCACCACCACCACGCGGGCCAGCAUCACUUGCAGCACCCGGGCUCCGCCGCCGCCGUGCACACGGUGCAGCAACACACCUCCACGGCUGCCGCUGCGGCGGUGAUGCUCAACCCCGGCCAGCAGCAGCCCUACUUCCCCUCUCCUGCCCCCGGACAGGCCCCUGGGCCGGCGGCGGCCGCGGCUCCUGCCCAGGUUCAAGCCGCUGCUGUCAAAGCUCACCACCACCACCACCACCACCAGCAGCAUCAGCAGCAACACACGCACCACCUACCACAGCAGCUGGACAUCGAGCCUGACAGGCCCAUCGGCUAUGGAGCGUUUGGUGUCGUCUGGUCAGUGACAGACCCCAGAGAUGGAAAGCGAGUUGCCCUCAAAAAGAUGCCCAAUGUCUUCCAAAACCUUGUUUCCUGUAAGAGGGUAUUUCGGGAGCUGAAGAUGCUCUGUUUCUUCAAACAUGAAAAUGUGCUCUCUGCUUUGGACAUACUACAACCUCCACACAUCGACUACUUUGAAGAAAUCUAUGUGGUGACGGAACUGAUGCAAAGUGACCUCCAUAAGAUCAUCGUUUCACCACAGCCUCUGAGCUCAGACCACGCCAAAGUUUUUCUCUAUCAGAUUCUACGAGGACUCAAGUACCUUCAUUCUGCUGGCAUUCUACACCGAGACAUCAAACCUGGCAACCUCCUGGUAAACAGCAACUGUGUGCUCAAGAUCUGUGAUUUUGGUCUGGCACGGGUGGAGGAGACCGACGAGUCACGGCACAUGACUCAGGAAGUGGUGACACAGUACUACCGAGCCCCAGAGAUCCUGAUGGGCAGCCGCCACUACUCCAACUCCAUCGAUAUCUGGUCUGUGGGCUGCAUCUUCGCUGAGCUGCUGGGCCGACGCAUCCUCUUCCAAGCCCAGAGUCCCAUCCAGCAGCUGGAUUUAAUCACUGACCUGUUGGGGACUCCCUCUAUGGAGGCGAUGAGGACGGCAUGUGAAGGUGCUCGUGCGCACAUUCUCAGAGGACCUCACAAACAGCCAUCCCUUCCUGUUCUGUACACACUGUCUAGCCAAGCAACCCAUGAAGCUGUCCACCUCCUCUGCAGGAUGCUGGUGUUUGAUCCGUCAAAGCGGAUUUCAGCAAAGGAUGCCCUGGCUCACCCUUACCUGGACGAGGGUCGACUCCGCUACCACACAUGCAUGUGCAAAUGCUGCUACACCACAUCCUCCGGCCGUGUUUACACCAGUGACUUUGAGCCCGUCACUAAUCCCAAGUUUGAUGAUGGCUUUGAGAAGAACCUGAGCUCUGUGAGACAGGUCAAAGAGAUAAUCCAUCAGUUCAUUUUGGAACAGCAAAAGGGUAGUCGAGUGCCACUCUGCAUUAACCCUCAAUCAGCUGCUUUCAAAAGCUUUAUCAGUUCCACAGUGGCUCAGCCUUCUGAAAUGCCUCCAUCUCCGCUGGUGUGGGAAUAGCUGCUGUCGGUGUGUGUCGUCACCUUUCCCAAUUGACAAGCUGCUAAACUGGGAACAAGAAAGCGUCUCGACGUUUUCUAUCAUCUGCGUAGCAUUUCACUGGAGAGCAGGACUCACAGGUCUGCUGUGUGUAUGCUGAAAUAUGAAAACAAAUGAAGAAAAAUCCACUAAUAAUUGCUUUAUGGGGUUUAUUAGAGGGUUUGGUAUGCAAAUGUAUGUAAUGCUCUGUAGACCAAAUCAGAAUGUUUUAAACAAACCCAUCUUGUCACUUCCAGGUAGAUGAGAUUUAACAGUUAUUGCAUCAUAAUGAAGUACAUUUGUUUUUGAUAUAUAUUAAUUAAAAAAAAAAAGCAGAUUUCUAUUUUUAAAAUUCUUAAUCAAAAUCUAAUUAAUCUCCCAUAUGAUUAGGCUACUCUGCAUUAUUACACCCACCUUCACCUCUGCACUGGUAAACAGCCAAAUCAGCGUUAAAUCCAACUUUGCUUCUUAUUCAGACAAUCGAUUGUAAUCAUUGGAAGGCUUUUUUUUUUUUUGCAAUUGAAAGCUCCCCAUAUUUUUUAAGAACAUGGAUAUUUUAAGUUAUUAAAAAUGAGUUAUUCUGGCAUGUCCCCCCCCCCCCUGCACACGUUUUUACUUCUAUAUGACUAUUAAUUUGCCAAAGAUCUGGAGCCUCAUGUAUAAAUGAUGCAUAAGCAUUCAGAUUGUGUGCAAAAAAAAAAACCCAAAAUGUUAUCUCUGCACAUUUUCUACAUUAUGCUCAGUCAUGUGUCCAGAUGGAUGGACACAUCAGGCCAGAUUCAAGGGUGGAGUAUGCUUCAAACAAACUAGUUCCUAUGAUGCGUUGUCCAACUAUGUCUAAAGACAAAAGCUGCCAUCCUAUCCUCCUCCUGGCUAUCUCUCUCUCCAGCCACAUGUCUUUGUCAUGACGUAAAGUUACAAAAAUGAGUCAGUAAGGUGUGUGAGGAGGUGCAGACAGUUACAUGAUUUGACAGCCACUUUGUUUGAAGCACUUCAUUGUUAGCAAGCAAGACUUUACUGAGAACAACUUGAUAAGAUGUUAAUAUGUCAGAGCUGCAUGUGUCAGCUUGAGUUCUUCUGCCUCCCAGCGGACACAAAUGGAUUUAUUUAGCUUAAAACAAAAGCAACAAUCAAUGAAUGAUGAGUGAUUCAUUGAUUUCAUGCAUAAUGUGCAUGAUUGCUUUUGAAGUCAGCAUAUAGACAUGACUAUAGCAGCAUUUAGCAUGCAAGAGGCACAUACCCACUUUAGAGUCGUCAUCAUUUCUCAUUUUUCUUUUCUACCCACACAACAUGGCACUUCUAAUAUAAACAGAGGGGAAUGAAUUGAGUUAAAGUGCAUGGCAGCAUUAGGCAUCAACUAUUUAUAGUUAGUGUCAAACAUGAUGAGAGAAUACACAAAUCCACACUUAAAGAGGACGUGCGUACAGGAAUGUAAUGAAUGUUUAGAUAUAUGUGAAGUUUCACAUAGAUACAAAUAAAUGUAUGCAUAUGUAUCUGCUAUUUUUGCACAUGAUUUUAGUGAUGAAUGUAUGCAAACAUUUAUACGUGAGGCCCCCCAAAAUAUUUGUAAUUAAGUUGGAACAGCAAAGGUGCAGCAGUUUCUAAAAGGUUUAACACGCGUUUGCUUUAUUUCUGUUAGGAAUCAUUCAAGCAAAUGCUCCCAGUGUUCAGUAGAUUAGCAUACUGUUGUGCUGAGUUUAAAUGAAAUCUGCUUGGUAGGGUUAUUAAAUAAAUAGUGUUUGAUUGUUAAGAUAAUUUGGUCUCAAAGGUGAAGGUAUAAAAUGUUCACAUGCAUGCUACAUGAAGAACAACUGAAACUCUCUGUGAACAUGAAGUAAGUUCAGAUAAGGGAUCGGACUCAAAGAGAUCUGCGUAUUAUUCCCUGCUUUUAAACAAGACAACAGCUCAUCUCACUUGAAAAGCCAAGAAAAAUCAUUUACUGUAUUGAAGAGAGAAAAAAAGGAGCAGCUGGGGAUGCUGCUCCUGCCCCCCACCUCUGACCAGCCAUAGCACUUCCUGCUAAUAUCCAGAUGAAUAAGAGUGUAUGGCUGAACAGUACUGUCAGCCAAACUCAGUUGCUGUUUUUUUUUUUAUGAAGGAAUGUGUGCUGUCAACUUGUGUGCCUCCUAAUUUCACUGACUAAUUCCACUCCCAGCCAAACUGAGCAAAUUCUUACCCCAAAGAGUACGAAGAGAAAAAUCUUUAAACACAAAAAGUCUAAACUGUUUUGAACUGAGGAAUACAAAAGAUCUCAGCUUCCCAGUGUUCCUUCAUGAGCUUUGCUUGACAUGCUCUCUGUACUGUACAUACAUACCACUUCUGAAGACAGCCUGUUCGAGGAAAAAGUCUGGUUUUCACAAUCUGGAUCUUAUUUGCAGUUUGGCCAUCCUUCAUGUUUUUUUUUUAUGGAAACAUUUUACUCAACAGUUUCAUUGUGGAGCACCUUCUGUCUACACUAGGUGGAUAUAUCUUAAAAAUGGAUUGAAAUAAGCCUGGUCUGAGGUGACCGUAAAGUUAAGACAACAUUCUGUCUCCUCUGACCAACGUGUGUUCUAGAGCUGCACAAUUAGUAGAUUAAAUGAUUAAUCACCAACUAUUUUGAUAAUCGAUAAAUCAUUUUGAUUAAUUUUUUAAGGAAAA
This is a messenger RNA of Thunnus maccoyii (southern bluefin tuna), 5705 nucleotides long. RefSeq names its product nemo-like kinase, type 2 (gene nlk2). Gene Ontology annotation, cellular component: cytoplasm; nucleus. Gene Ontology annotation, molecular function: MAP kinase activity; ATP binding. Bases 1455 to 3047 code for a protein of 530 amino acids. NCBI's taxonomy places the organism in Eukaryota, Metazoa, Chordata, Actinopteri, Scombriformes, Scombridae. The transcript has 11 exons. The record is from RefSeq and is a predicted model, not a curated record. Gene Ontology annotation, biological process: protein phosphorylation; intracellular signal transduction.